Symbiodinium necroappetens is the source of this 360-nucleotide messenger RNA. The record is from the annotation of a GenBank genome assembly. NCBI's taxonomy places the organism in Eukaryota, Dinophyceae, Suessiales, Symbiodiniaceae.
AUGGCCUCCCAGGGUGCAACGCUGCAGAACUACAACAACGAGCUGGUGAAGUCGAUUGAAGAUCUCCGUGAGAAGCGUGAAGAGCUUAACCGGCAGAUUCUGAAGGAGGAAGAGGACAAAGCAAAGAUCCAGAAGGAGCUUUCCAUUCUGACCGACCGCAUUUUAGCGGCACUUUUCAUGGUGAGCUUGCAGAGGAUCAACGAAAGCCUCGUUCGCAAGACACAGGCCCGGAACGAGUACGACAAGACCAUUCAAGAGACGGAGGCCGCAUACAUGAAGAUCUUGGAGUCCUCCCAGACCCUCCUCCACGUGCUGAAGCGUGAGACAGUGAAUUUGACCAAGAAGAAGGGCGAGCAAUGA